UCUUUAUUUUAGUGCCACAAUGGCAACUGCACCUUACAACUACUCCUACAUCUUUAAGUACAUCAUUAUUGGGGACAUGGGUGUAGGAAAGUCCUGCUUGCUUCAUCAAUUCACAGAGAAGAAAUUUAUGGCGGACUGUCCCCACACAAUUGGUGUUGAAUUUGGCACAAGAAUAAUUGAAGUUAGUGGCCAAAAAAUUAAGCUACAGAUUUGGGAUACGGCAGGACAAGAGCGAUUCAGGGCUGUCACGCGAAGCUACUACAGAGGAGCAGCAGGGGCCCUCAUGGUCUAUGACAUUACCAGAAGAAGUACGUAUAAUCACUUAAGCAGCUGGCUGACAGAUGCAAGGAAUCUCACCAAUCCAAAUACUGUGAUAAUCCUCAUAGGAAAUAAAGCAGAUCUGGAAGCACAGAGAGAUGUUACAUAUGAAGAAGCCAAACAGUUUGCUGAAGAAAAUGGUUUAUUGUUCCUUGAAGCAAGUGCAAAAACUGGAGAGAACGUGGAGGAUGCCUUCCUGGAGGCUGCCAAGAAAAUAUACCAGAAUAUCCAAGAUGGAAGCCUGGAUCUGAACGCGGCCGAGUCGGGUGUACAGCACAAACCGUCCGCCCCGCAGGGGGGGCGGCUAACCAGCGAACCCCAGCCCCAGAGAGAAGGCUGUGGCUGCUAGUGACCUCUGUUCCGUGGCUCCAUUCCUGACCUUCCCCCUCGCUCUGUUGGGAGCGGUGCUUUUGACUGCUUCCCUGUCUUCUGUACAUCUUAUUGGGUUUAAUUAAAACUCUGAGAAAAUUUAACACAGUACUAAACUGCUAAACGACUUUAGAUGUAAUCAGGUUAUCAAAGGCAAGUAGAGUAAUAAAAUCUCUCCUGCAUGGUAAAUCUAGAAGUUUUUUUUCCUUGAUUGUCCUUGUGAUAGUGUCACCAAUACAUAAUUUAAACUGAGCACUGAUGCUGGACUCUUGAUUUUACACUUUUGCAGGGCUUUGUCUUGUAUGGUUUAAUUUUAUGGUUCCUCAGCCUUUCUUCCCCACCUCUAACUGUUUAGAGCUGUCUGUAGUAAAGGAUAAGUUUUGCUGUGAAGUGACUUCUGAUGGCAGAAAGGGGCUCUGCAACCAUGUGCUCUUGUUGAAAGCAUUCCCUGUGGUGUAUGUGCUGGGGUAGGGGUGGGCUGGUGCAGGAGUGUACAACUUCCUUCCAUCUUAACCUAGCACAAGAAAACAAUCCAUUAAUUCUUGUGCUCAUAGCUUUACAUCAUUUUUUGCCACUUUUAAUCCUUUACAUUUGUUAACAGAACGUAAAUAUGUAUAAAAUUUGAAGGAACUGAGCUAACAGUUAAAUACAUCCUGUGUAUAUGAUUUUAAUGAAGAAAAUGAUUACUGGCAUUAGAACAGUAUGUAAGAAAAUAUCAGUUUGUACAGUAUGGACCUAUAUGUGACCACAUUGCUCCAUUAGUACUACAACAAUAGACGUAACCGCAGUUCACUAACAUAGGCUUAACUCCUUGGUGUUGACAGUGGACAUUGUGCUGGGGGAACUCUAAUCCCAAUGCAGAAAUUAACACUAGUGGAAUAUGUCUGUCAUCUUUGCACUGUGGUAUCUCUGCCAUUUUAUUAAUCCUGUUCUGUGCAAUCAGCAGUGUGCUAACCUGCUUCUCUUCUGUAAGCAUUUUGCAUUAUUGGGCUUCAUUACCUGCCUGCAUUGUAUACAAAGGCUGGUUUUCUUGCACAUCUUAUGCUUUUAUACCUGUAACUUUUUGAAUGGUCAGAUACUGAACUGGACAGUCA
Messenger RNA from Tinamus guttatus (white-throated tinamou), 1781 nucleotides. The record is from RefSeq and is a predicted model, not a curated record. Lineage: Eukaryota; Metazoa; Chordata; Aves; Tinamiformes; Tinamidae.